Cydia fagiglandana is the source of this 722-nucleotide messenger RNA. RefSeq lists its product as uncharacterized. NCBI's taxonomy places the organism in Eukaryota, Metazoa, Arthropoda, Insecta, Lepidoptera, Tortricidae. Gene Ontology annotation, molecular function: nucleic acid binding. Gene Ontology annotation, biological process: DNA integration. The transcript has a single exon. The coding region runs from base 2 to 676 and encodes 224 amino acids. The record is from RefSeq and is a predicted model, not a curated record.
AAUGCACCAGAAGGACUAUGGAAACCCCUGUCGCAUAGUGACCGAUAGAGGAACUGCCUUUACUGGAAAGGAGUUUACCGAAUACUGUGAUGAAGAGGGAAUCGAGCAUAUCAAGGUAACAACCGGAGUACCUCGGGGAAAUGGCCAAGUAGAGAGGAUUCAUCGGGUCAUCAUAUCAGUUCUGGCAAAGAUGUGCAUUGAAGAGCCUGGUCACUGGUACAAAUAUGUCAGUAAGGUACAGCGGGCAAUCAAUAGUACACAUCAGAGAUCCAUUAACACAUCACCCUUCGAGUUGCUAACUGGCACAACAUUAAAACUCAAAGAAGAACUUAAACUAGUGGAACUAUUGGAAGAAGAAAGUAGAAACGAGUUCAUUGAAAAUAGAGAAGAGUUGAGGCAGCAAGCUAAGGCACAGCUAUUAAAAAUUCAGGAAGAGAACCGCAAGACCUACAAUAAAACCAGAGUAGCAGGGCAACCCUACAAAGAGGGUGACCUGGUAGCCAUUCAGCGAACACAAUUUGGUAAUGCCUUAAAAUUGAAACAAAAGUUCUUUGGUCCAUACCGAAUUAUAAAGGAAUUGGGAAGAGACAGGUAUGAGGUGACAAAAGUGGAUAAUAGCUCAGAGGGACCAAAGAAGACUACAACCGCUGUGGAUCAUAUGAAACGGUGGGCUUAGUGCAACAGUACCAGUCAAUAAGUGUUGGCGGUAAAGGGUGUGACUG